Messenger RNA from Acyrthosiphon pisum (pea aphid), 1035 nucleotides. RefSeq lists its product as uncharacterized. NCBI's taxonomy places the organism in Eukaryota, Metazoa, Arthropoda, Insecta, Hemiptera, Aphididae. The coding region runs from base 326 to 685 and encodes 119 amino acids. The transcript has 2 exons. The record is from RefSeq and is a predicted model, not a curated record.
UCCUACUUACCACAAAAUAGGUUGUGAGUUACUUCGGUUUCAUUAUUCAUGUAACACGAUAACGUGUAUACAUAAACUAAAAUCUAUACAUUUUGAAACUAUUGUUAUAGGAUUAUAGAUUUUCAAGUCAAAUUAAAACAAUAGUGGAAUAAAAAUACAUAAAAAAUUAUAUUUUCUGUUUAUAAUGUAAAAAUAAACCUUACCUAUAAGAAGUGUGCAUUACAGUACUAAAUCAGAAUUCUUUUUUUCUAUUUGUUAACUGAUUGAAAAAUUUAAGCUACCAAAAGCUAUUCUUGUACCUACAUUUUUUAACUUCCAUUUGAUAAUGGAAGUGAAUGCAAAAGUUUUAUUUGCAUUUCUAUUAGGCGUCACUACGUUGGCGUCUGGAUUCGUUAUUCGACCAUAUGAAAACAUUGAUUAUGAGGUACCGGAUUACGUCCCUGGAGGUGAUAAAGAGUUAGAUCUUGAAAAAUUGGAACCCGAUAUAGACCUAACCGACCAAGACCUGCCCGAGACCACGUCGACGACUGUCAUGGAUGUCACAACUAUUUCACACACUACCGCCUCUACUGUCCCUACCACCCCUGCCGGUCCUACCAUCGUCUAUGAUCCGGAUGAUAGCUAUGAUGAUUGUGAUUGUCCGCCUCAAUUUCUAAUCUAUAUUUACGAUGGCAUUAGCAAAUAAUAAUAGUUAAUACCUACCUACCAUUGGUGUUAUAUUAUAGGCACUUCUAUAUCAAAAACAAAAAAACGAGUAUUGGCACUCAUUUUAUAAUGAAAAAUUAUCGGAAUAACGAGUUCCAGUAAGUUAACAAUAAAAACAUUGUGAUAUUAAAGAACCUUUAAUUAUAUUCAUAAUUAGCAUAAUUCUUUACUACUACUUUCCUUCAAAUUGUGUAUAGACACAUAUAUUCGCUUAAUUUGAUUUAAACAAUGUAAUUUAACCUGUAUAACAUUAUUUAAUAAUUAUUUUCAAUAUUGAACUGACUAGAUUAAAAUGAAUUGUGAUGGUAAAAAAAUAUAUCAAUAACAAUU